GACUCGUGGCAACUUAGUCACUCGGUUGUGAACCGUCGGGCGAACAACGAUUUAACAACGCACACCUCGUGGCAGCCCCGUACGAAGCUUUCGCUCGUCUUUUGUAUUUUCGGAUCGGCGCCGCCGCGGCUACUGGAACAUGGCUGCCAAGGCUCGUCGUAACGCUUGCCUCGUCGGUGUCCUUUUGCUCCUUGGAAUUCAAUUGGCCACAUGCAAAUCGGUGGAUGAAACAUUCAAAGAUGACCAUUAUAAUGCAAGAGUGUUAAGCUUAAGUAAACGGGAAGUCGAAGAGGAGAGCAGCGACGAACAAACGACAACUUUAUCCGCGGAAGAUAAUUCGGAGUGGGAGAAUGACGACGAGACAACGCCAAUCCCGACAACAAGUACGCCAAAGCCUUACAAAAAGCGAAGGCCAAUGAUAAAAAGAAAGAUUACAACUACGACUACCGAAUCUAGCGAGGAGGAGCCGAUAACAGCAUCUACAGUGGAGGAGGAGAAUGACAGCAGCGGCAGCAACAACAACAACAACAACAACAACAACAACGAUGACGACAACGACGAGCAAGAAGAAAGGAUGACUCCAUCGGUUAAGCCCCUACUGGCUAACAAGUCAAAGUCGAAGAAAAAAGUCAAGCCAACUGCUGUUGCUGCUACUCCAACUAUCGGUGACAGAAUAAAACCGGAAGGGGAGGCGCCAUCGACCAUCGACUCCAAUAUCCCAAAACAGCCAUCCUCGAAUCUUCUUCCACCGAUGCCUCAUAACUACUUUCCCCAAAACUACAAUGGCUUUCUAACCCCAGCGCAGAGUCCAGCUUUUGCACCUUGGGGCUUCGGUCCCAUUUACGCGCCAGCUCCCAUGGCCUAUGAUUAUCCUCACCCAACUGGACCAGCUUUCAGUGAUGCCAAAGUCGAGGAGGGUAGUAGCGUGACUCUUGGCAAUGGUUUCGCUAGCGCCAGUGCUAGCGCCGGCGGUGCUGGUGGCGCCGUCUCCACCUCAACUUCCCCUGGUAACGGCUACAACCGCGCAUCCAACUCGUUUGGUACUCACGGCGGCUCAAUCCCAGCUGGAGGGAGCCACCAGAAUACCGGCUCCUUCGUUAGCAUUCGCGGUAGCUUUCCGGCUUCCGAUGGCGAGUCCGUGGGAAUCGAAGUUAACGGCCCUGCGGCAACAGGUAGGACGAUGCUCCAUCAAUCUCGAGGCAAAUAUUCGAGCGCAUUAAAAGCACAUUCUUUAUCUUAUUUCCUAGGUGGGCAAUCUUAUCAACCAAAUUAUUCAGCAUCCGUACCUGUUUACGCGGGCGCUCCACCUUAUGGAUCUAAUCCGUACGGCAAUAGCCUCCCGAAUUACGCCGGCUACGCCAAUCCCGUCGAUUUCCAAUCAUUUUUCCAACAGUACUUCGCCGCUCUUCAGGCUCAGCAACAAGCGUUUCAGCAACAAUUGCAGGCUCAAAUAGAUGCGCAACGCCAAGCUGGUGGUGGUGGUGGUGAUGGUUUUGUUUCAUCCGGUGCCUAUAUCACGAACGAUGAAGGAAAGAUCGAUCCGAAAGCUCAAGUUUAUGUAAACACUUAUACCUCGUCGAAUCAUGUACCUUCCACUUCGGUGAACUCUCGUUCCGGUUCAGGGGGCUCUAGAAGCUCCGUUUCCACUUUACCUUACGCAAGCAAUAAGAAUCUUAAUAGAAUUUGGGAACAAAGUAAUCAGGUGGAUAGUAAUUUUGGCGCUUACGGCGGUUCUCCUUCCAACGGACCACAAGGCGCAUUCGCUACUGCCAGCAUUGGACCAAAUGGCGGCUUCCAAGCCGCCCAUAUAAGCCCGGCUUCUCCUGGUAUCUUCUCGCGCUUCGCCGAGGACAUUCCACCGCCGGGUGGCAAGCAGUACGGCGUCUUCAGCAGCUCGAGCUCCAGUUCGUCAACGGGUCCGGACGGUAAGCAGAUCGCUCACAAGUCCGCUACCAUCGGCAUCAACGACAACGGCAAGGUCACCUACAAGACCGUGCACGACCCCUGAUUGAGCGGUCGACCUUGUACGAUCAAGUUCUUCGAUAUAUAUAUAUUUUUUUUUUUUUUUUUUUUUUUUUUUUUUUUAAACUAACGCUAAGUAGGUGAUUAAGGCGAGUGUCUCUCGGGCACCGAGGGCGGCUAUAUACGCUUAUGAUUAUUCAAUAAACGAAAAAUACCUUUCUUUUAUUAAA
Molecule: messenger RNA, 2192 nt
Organism: Ceratosolen solmsi marchali
Lineage: Eukaryota; Metazoa; Arthropoda; Insecta; Hymenoptera; Agaonidae
Product: probable serine/threonine-protein kinase cdc7
Exons: 6
Coding region: 140-2008 (622 amino acids)
Source: RefSeq, a predicted model, not a curated record